Molecule: messenger RNA, 1893 nt
Organism: Emys orbicularis (European pond turtle)
Lineage: Eukaryota; Metazoa; Chordata; Testudines; Emydidae
Product: arylsulfatase D-like
Exons: 10
Coding region: 1-1893 (630 amino acids)
Molecular function (GO): arylsulfatase activity
Source: RefSeq, a predicted model, not a curated record
AUGGGGGUCGGCCAGCAGUGUUCUGCCACUUGUACCAAAGGGUCGCAUUCGGAGACCUUUCCUUUGUCCAGAAGGUGUGUAAGUCCAGGUCCUCUGGAACAUGGUCAGAGCUUUGUAUUCUUUGUGCCCUCUGCACAGGCUCCCAGGAGCUACCUGACUGCUCUGCUGGCAUUAUGCAUAUUUCCAAAGACAUGUGAAAUGAGUGUGGCUGUGGAUUCUAAACCCAAUAUUUUACUGAUAAUGGCAGAUGAUCUUGGGAUUGGAGACAUAGGUUGCUAUGGAAACAAUACCAUAAGGACCCCUAAUAUUGACCGGCUGGCCAAGGAAGGGGUGAAACUUACUCAGCACAUUGCUGCAGCUCCACUUUGUACCCCAAGCAGAGCAGCUUUCCUGACUGGCAGAUACCCCAUCAGAUCAGGCAUGGCUUCCAGUAAUGGGUAUCGUGCCCUGCAGUGGAAUGCUGGGUCAGGAGGACUUCCUGUAAAUGAAACCACUUUUGCCAAGGUGCUGCGUCAGCAGGGUUACACCACGGGACUUAUAGGGAAGUGGCAUCAGGGUAUGAACUGUGAAGCCCUCAAUGAUCACUGCCACCACCCUUCAAACCAUGGUUUUGAUUAUUUUUAUGGCAUGCCUUUUACUCUUCUAAACAACUGUCAGAAAAACAAACCUCCCGAGUUGGAUGCAGCCCUUCAAGCCAAACUCUGGCUUUACACUCAAAUAAUUGCCCUUGCUGUGCUCACAGUUACCAUUGGAAAGCUUACUGGCUUGAUCUCCACCAGCUGGAAAAUAGUUGCCUGCUUUGCCUUAGCUGGCUCACUUUUUUUCACUUCCUGGUACUCCAGUUAUGGAUUUGUGCGAUAUUGGAACUGUAUCCUGAUGAGGAACUAUGACAUUACUGAACAACCUAUGAAGUUGGAAAGGACGGCUGCCCUUGUGCUUAAAGAAGCAGUUUCAUUUAUUGAAAGAAACAAGCAUGGACCAUUCCUCCUCUUCGUUUCCUUUUUACAUGUUCACACACCCCUUUUCACCACGGAGAAAUUUCUUGGGAAGAGCAGACACGGUUUAUAUGGAGACAAUGUAGAAGAAAUGGAUUGGUUGGUGGGCAAAAUUCUUGAUGCUAUUGACAAGGAAGAUUUGAAAAACAACACAUUCACAUAUUUUGCCUCUGACCAUGGAGGACAAUUGGAGGCUCAAGAAGGAAAAACUCAGCUAGGUGGCUGGAAUGGCAUAUAUAAAGGUGGAAAAGGCAUGGGAGGCUGGGAAGGAGGCAUCCGUGUGCCAGGGAUACUUAGGUGGCCAGGAGUCUUUCCUGCUGACACAGUUAUUGAUGAACCUACAAGCCUUAUGGACAUUUAUCCCACAGUGGCUCACCUGGGUGGAGGGAUUGUGCCCCAGGACAGGGUAGUUGAUGGCCGGAACCUGAUGCCUUUACUACAAGGAAAAGUUCAACAGUCAGAGCACGAGUUCAUGUUUCACUACUGUGGGUCAUACUUACACGCGGUGCGAUGGCACCAAAAGGACAGUGGUGCACUGUGGAAGGCUCAUUAUGUGACCCCAAUAUUCCAUCCAGAGGGUGCUGGAGCGUGUUAUGGAAGAGGAAUUUGCCCAUGUUUUGGGGAAGGUGUAACCCAUCAUGACCCCCCUUUACUCUUUGAUCUCUCGAGAGACCCGUCUGAGGCCAAACCUCUAUCACCUCGCACUGAGCCCCUGUUUGACACAGUAAUAAGCAGAAUAGCAAGAACUGUUCAGGAGCAUCGCCAGACGCUGACUCCAGUCCCACAGCAGCUCUCUUUGUAUAACAUUAUGUGGAAGCCCUGGCUGCAGCCGUGCUGUGGGACAUUCCCGUUUUGCUGGUGUGAUAAAGAAGGUGACAAUGCCCACCCUGCUCUGUAA